This is a messenger RNA of Diospyros lotus (date-plum), 1734 nucleotides long. Its product is annotated as type IV inositol polyphosphate 5-phosphatase 9-like. Gene Ontology annotation, molecular function: phosphatidylinositol-4,5-bisphosphate 5-phosphatase activity; inositol-polyphosphate 5-phosphatase activity; phosphatidylinositol-3,4,5-trisphosphate 5-phosphatase activity. The transcript has 8 exons. The record is from RefSeq and is a predicted model, not a curated record. Bases 16 to 1242 code for a protein of 408 amino acids. NCBI's taxonomy places the organism in Eukaryota, Viridiplantae, Streptophyta, Magnoliopsida, Ericales, Ebenaceae. Gene Ontology annotation, biological process: phosphatidylinositol dephosphorylation.
AACAAAGCAGCAUUAAUGCAAAUAAAAGCAUUUAAGCAUGCAAAGAGAGUCAUGCAGCCCAGUUUAGUGGUUAACAAUAUCCUGAAAAGAAGAUCGCAAAGCAAUAAUUUUGUUCCAGACUCUACAAAAUCCAUGCAGCCCUUACUGGAAGUUCCAAGUACAAAAAGAUCAUCUUCCAAAGCCAAUAAAACUUUCAUCCAUCAGGAUGCAUAUAAAUUACUUGUCGGCUCAUGGAAUGUUGGAGGCAUCACACCACCAGAACAACUGAACAUAGAUGAGUGGCUUGACACACAAAAUCACAUGGUUGACAUCUACGUUCUUGGGUUUCAAGAAAUUGUGCCUCUGAAUGCUAGAAAUGUCCUGGGUUCUAGAAACAGCAGAAUUUCCCUACAGUGGAAUUCUCUGAUUGGGGCAGCACUCAACAAGACAGCAUACAAGCUGGAAAGAGCAGAACAAGCAGAAGCCGGAGAACCCCAAAAAGUUUAUCCUCUGAAGGAACAUAAGUCUGUUGAUGCCAAGGAGUCACAGCACUUCCAGUGUAUCAUCAGCAAGCAAAUGGUUGGAAUAUAUAUAACUGUGUGGAUAAGGACUGAUCUCUGUCACUAUAUCAGGCAUCCAAGUGUUUCAUGUGUCGGCAGUGGCAUAAUGGGCUGUCUUGGAAAUAAGGGCUCAGUGUCGGUUAGAUUUUGCUUGCAUGAAACAAGCUUUUGCUUUGUGUGUAGUCAUUUAGCUUCGGGAGGAAAAGAAGGCAAUGAGAAACAUAGAAAUGCAGAUGCUGCAGAAAUACUUUUGAGGACAAAGUUUCCCCUUGGUCCCUUGCAUAAUUUGCCAAGCAAAAUUCUAGAUCACGAUCAAGUUGUCUGGUUUGGUGACCUGAAUUACAGAAUCUACCUGCCUGAGGCCACUACAAGAUCCCUAGUUGAGAAAAGGCAAUGGAGCACUUUACUAGAUAACGAUCAGCUCAAGGCUGAGUUGAACGAAGGUCAUGUAUUUGAGGGUUGGCAAGAAGAGGCAAUAGAGUUUGCACCUACAUACAAAUACAACCCAAAUUCAGAUGACUAUUAUGAUAGCAAUCAAAACAGAAAAGGAAAAAGGAUGCGCAGCCCUGCAUGGUGUGAUCGGAUAAUUUGGUUCGGCAAAGGAUUGAAGCAAAACCAGUACAGUAGAGGAGAAUCUAGAUUGUCUGACCACAGACCAGUCCGAGCAAUUUUCACAGCACAGGUCAUGGCUUAUGACAUUUAGAAAGAUUCUUGUCAAAUUGAACAUUUGACUAAAUCUUAAUGCAUACAUGGACACAAAAUCAUCAUAUGACAGCACGCCAAGCUUUCAAAUGAAAGAGAAAACUUAGUUGACCUUAAUGCAAAUUGUAUGGCAUGACAAGACCAAGGCUCAGCCAGUGGGAGUUUACAAAGAUAAAGGUGGUCCCUCCACCUUCUUUCUUAACCCCUCUUUGUGUGUCCAUGAUACAGGCCCCAGGAUGAGAAGCAGAAGAGUGGUGUGGUAAGUUUACUUGCCAAGCAGCUUUAACAAAAAAUGAAAUGCUAUUUUACUAGAGUUUUCAUACCGAAAUAAUGUCAUAGUGACAUUUUAAAAAUAUAACAGAUUUUAGAGGGUUAUUUAGUUGAAGCCUUCAACAUCUUUCUGCUUAAACAAUUUCUAUACAAUUUUCCUAGUUGUGUAGCACCAAUCAUUUUGAUUAGGUUGCCUUAUUCUAAUGACAGUUCUCUCUUUAUC